This is a messenger RNA of Salvia hispanica, 3301 nucleotides long. The record is from RefSeq and is a predicted model, not a curated record. NCBI's taxonomy places the organism in Eukaryota, Viridiplantae, Streptophyta, Magnoliopsida, Lamiales, Lamiaceae.
ACUUCAUUGUAUAACAAAACACAAAAUUUACUCAAAAGAAAAACAAGUAGAAUGGCAGAAUAUCUUGCGAAUGUGUUUCUGGAAACCCUUCGUGAUUUGGUGGUUGAAGAAACUAAGUUUUUGGUUGGUGUGGGCGCUGAUGUUGAGAAAGUUAAACGAGAUCUGGAAAGCGUACAUGCUUUGCUGAUGAAAGCAGACAGAGAGAGACAUGAUUCUCCAACUCUAAAGACUUACAUUCACCAACUCAAAGAUCUUGCUUUCAAAGCUGAGAAUCUGCUUGAAACGUAUGCAGUUGAAGUUCAAUCCAAAAGAGGGUUGAGGAGCCUCAAGGACAAAUUUCAAAGGUACUUUUGCAUCAUGAGUGAGUGUUACAGUGUCCACGAGGUUGGUAAAGAGGCUCGCGACAUAAUACCUGCCCUGGCCGACCUCACUCACAAGUUAGAGUCGGAGUUGGGGCAAGAUAGCUCAUCUCUUUCGAAGCAGGAAGCUCAGCUGCGUCAGUUGAGAGAGACGUCUGCUCAUGAUAAUGAGCCUCAUUUCGUGGGCAUGGAGGAAGAUAUCGAGACUCUGGUAUCGAAGAUGAAGGAUGGAGAAAGGCAACGAGUGGUGAAGAUAUAUGGGAUGGGUGGUCUCGGAAAAACUACACUUGCCAAAAAGGUGUACAACCACAGAGACCUCCAAUCUUAUGCUCGAGCAUGGGUUUGCAUCACCCAACAGUUGGAACAUAAGUCUUGUUUGGGCAAGAUUUUGAAACAACUUGACAGAGACGUAAACGUUAAUGGCAUGGAAGUUGAUGAAUUGGUGACAGAAAUUCAAGGUUUUUUGAAGGGGAGGAAAUGCAUGGUGGUGAUAGAUGAUAUAUGGGAAGAUGAUCAUUGGGAGAUCAUAAAGAAAGCUCUUCCGGUGAAUUGUAAUGUCAUUCUCACCACUCGUUAUGAGAAUAUUGCUAAUCAACAAUCCGAACCUCACAAGCUGAGAUUUCUGACGAAAGAUGAAGGAUGGGCUUUACUUCAAAAAGUAGCAGCUUUUCCAACAUCUUAUUAUUUUGUACGUAUUGUGAUAGUUGAUGCAGAUUUAAAAUCAUCAAUUGAAGAUAUAGGCAGACAAAUUGUAUCAAAGUGUGAAGGGUUACCACUAUCAAUUUGUGUUAUCGGAGGGAUUCUGCGCCAAAAAAAACACACUUUACUAGAAUGGAGAAGGGUAAAUGAGAACAUGGAAUCAUAUUUGAGGCAUGGAGAAGGUGUUGGAGAAUACACAAGAGUAAAACAUGUAUUGGAGUUGAGCUAUAAUGCCUUACCUUAUUACUUGAAACCAUGCUUCCUCUAUCUAGCAGGUUUCUCUGAGGAUGAAGAGAUUGAAACAGAGACAUUGUAUUUAAUGUGGAUGGCAGAAGGCUUCAUUUCAUACCAAGAUAAAGGACGUAAUGAGACACUAAGAGAUGUGGCUAAGAGAUAUCUAAUUGAACUUGCUAUGAGGUGUAUGGUUCAACUGCAUGAAGUUGAGAAUCUUGAGAUCUACUCUCCACGUGACAAGUUCAACUGCUGUAAGCUUCAUGAUUUAAUGCAUGAUCUCUGCUCUGAAAAGGCUCAAGGUGAAAAGUUUAUGAGGUACACUAAUGCUUCCAAACAUCUGAUUGACAUUCCUUCAACCAGUAGAAGGUUAGCUCUACAUCAAUCCAUUGAUAAUUCUGUAAGCCGAUUAGCCAUAAAAAAUGACCUCGAUGAUAAUGUGCAAAGUAUAGAUGGGUUAGAGAAACUGAAAGAUCUUAGAACCUUCUAUUUAAGAGCACAUCCUAACAUUUGCUUCAAAAAAAGUACAUUUAACUUUGAGAAGUCAAAAUGCUUGAGGAUAUUUAUGGUAGAAGGUUGUAUUUUUGAAGGGGGGCAGUUACCAAACAAGGUGGGUAAACUAAUUCAUUUAAGAUACUUGAGUUUGUUACUCUCUUGUGUGAGUAAGUUACCAAGGUCUAUAUGGAGCCUGCCAUACCUGCAGAUCUUAGAUUUGCGAGUAACAUUAUUCAAAGCUUUUAGAUUGCCAAAUGUGAUUUGGAAGAUGAAAAGACUAAAGCAUCUGUUUCUUCCCUAUUUUGGUAUAGAAGUGAUUGGAGGGGGGAAACUAAGACUAGAUGGGCUAGAGGAGUUGGAGACAUUAGUUUACAUCAAUAGUGAGACUUGUUGCAUUGAAGAUAUCCCCAAAUUGGUCAAUCUGCAGAGUCUAGAUGUUAUUGUUCAUGAUGUGGAAAGCAUGCCAAUGGUGUUCAGCAACAAAAAUAGCCAAUUACGUGAGACUCGACUUUUGGCUAAUGCAUGCGAUUUAAGUUCGGAGAAAGAUAGAGAGAUUUUAAAUGGUGGGUUGAUGUCUUCUUCGUUGGUUAAUUUAUGUUUGUGGCAAUGCAAUAUGAGUGAUUGUUUUCCAUGCUACAAACAAGGGAUGUGCCAGAAUUUAGUAAAGUUGACCCUUACAAGAUGCAAGGGUAAGGUAGACGUGAUGAAGUUUGCCGAGUAUCCCAUGUUGCAAACUCUGUCUUUGGAACAAGUCGAGAUGACAGAAACAUUGAUUUGCCAUUCAAAUUCAUUUCGACGACUCAAGGAGCUUAAUCUCGAGUAUUUGGACGAUUUAAAGAAAUGGGAAGUGAAAGACAGAGCUAUGCCAAAACUUAUAUCCUUGAAGAUCGUAGAAUGCCCCAAUUUGGAGAAGGUUCCAGAUGGUUUGAGAUUCAUCUCCACUCUUCGUAAGAUGAAAAUCGAAAAUAUGCCAAGAGAAUUCAUGGAAACAGUAAAAGAAGAACAUUAUGCGGCAUCAGUCAAGAUUGAGAAGAUUCUGAGUUCUUUUCCAUUUCUAGAUCUCCAUCGGGAACUAGAUCUCCCUCGGGAAGAUGACUGUUCUUUUCCAGAUCUAGAUAGCCCUUGGGAAGAUGACAGUUCUCAAGGUUGCUGCGUAUGGUAGCGCGAAACAUUGUCGAGACAAAGCUACUGAAGGGGAGACUCAAGCCGCAGCUGCAACGCCACGUCCAAGCCGCCCACGACGCAACUUCAUCCAUCCCACCACGUCAACUUCAAGAUCAUGUGUAAUUUUCUUAUUUAUAGUUUAUUUAAUUAGAUUGCAAUUGAGUCGAGCUACACCAAUAAGCUCCGUCCGGGUUUUCUUUGUCGGUUCUUUCCCGGAUCGUAUUAAUAGAGUCGAACCGCACGUAGGGUUUAGAUUAUUAUUAAAGGGUGCUUGUGAGUUACUUUGAUCGCUUAUGAAACAUAAUACUAUCACUUUCUCUAUUCCUAAUAUAUCUCUCUAAGCUUCUUUUUCU